Molecule: messenger RNA, 933 nt
Organism: Anopheles cruzii
Lineage: Eukaryota; Metazoa; Arthropoda; Insecta; Diptera; Culicidae
Gene: Chchd2
Product: coiled-coil-helix-coiled-coil-helix domain-containing protein 10, mitochondrial
Exons: 3
Coding region: 134-586 (150 amino acids)
Biological process (GO): mitochondrion organization
Cellular component (GO): mitochondrion; nucleus
Source: RefSeq, a predicted model, not a curated record
UAGUCACAGUAACAGUUUCGAUACAGUGCAAGCUCGACGAACUAGCUCCUUGGAAAAAUAAGUGUAAAACUCAAUAUCAUCUCUACUAUCAAUAUCUAACAAAGGAAGUAAUCCCCAUUAAACCAACCGCAAAAUGCCCAGGCGCGGACGUGCUGCAUCUCCACCACCGGUCGCUCGCAGGGCACCUGCACCGGCUGCUGCGUCACCGCCCCUUCAGAAGCAACCCGUCGUGCAUCAGGCUGCACCUGCACCAAUGGCCGCCCCGAUGGCCCCAUCGCAGGGCCCGGGUCUCAUGGCACAAAUGGCGGCUACAGCCGGUGGAGUUGCCAUAGGCUCUGCUGUGGGCCAUACGAUGGGUCACGCCCUAACGGGUAUGUUCAGUGGAUCCGACUCGAAGGAAGCGUCAGCACCGGUUGCAGCGGCACCACAACAGUAUGCACAACCAGCGCCAGCAGCAUCUGAGAGCGGUCCCUGCGCCUGGGAGAUUAAGCAGUUUCUGUCUUGCGCUCAGAACCAGUCCGAUUUGACGCUCUGUGACGGUUUCAAUGAGGCACUCCGACAGUGCAAGGUGCAACACCAUGUGUAGAAUGUGCGUGCAAGGAACGGGAAUAGUUUAGAACGUACCACUUACCACAGAUUCGUUCAAUAGCAAUAAGCAACCGUCAUUAGGUUCGCUGUUAGAAAAGAAAUUGUUUGAAUGAAAUAAAACUAAUUAAAUGCAAUGCGUAACGAUUGAAAGAUCAACUGUCGUGAUAAGCUUAACGAAUCUUAAUUUGCGACACACGGUUUAAUCAUGUUUCCGUGAUGCAUUAAGAGUGGAGUUUCCGAGAUGCAUAGGUCUUGUAAAUGUAUUCACCGCUUUGCACGCCGUAGAUAACGGAAGAAGUGCCGUUCCAAUAAACUCAUCUACCCAUUGGAGGGCGUGGCCGUGUA